Messenger RNA from Zophobas morio, 1454 nucleotides. Its product is annotated as carboxypeptidase B-like. The transcript has 3 exons. Bases 173 to 1438 code for a protein of 421 amino acids. Gene Ontology annotation, biological process: proteolysis. NCBI's taxonomy places the organism in Eukaryota, Metazoa, Arthropoda, Insecta, Coleoptera, Tenebrionidae. The record is from RefSeq and is a predicted model, not a curated record. Gene Ontology annotation, molecular function: metallocarboxypeptidase activity; zinc ion binding.
UCCCGUUUAUCUUAAUAUUUAACUUAUUUUGUAUUCAUUUCUUCCAUUCCCGGUAUAUGCAAAUUUAUGGCAUACUCCUGUACUGUUGCCAAUUAAAAACCAACGGAACCACGCAACCAGGUCAAUACUAAUCUAUAAAAUCAAGAGACAUGCACAUGCGACAGUCAGUAAAAUGAAAAGUUUAGGUGUCAUCAUUUCCCUGUACCUCAUAUAUCUGGUCACCACCCAUCCAACAGAAAAAGUUACUUACAAUGGGAACCAACUAUGGAAAAUUACCAACGACAAUAAAACCACAUUGAAACUACUAAAAACUCUAGCGAAAGAAAAAUAUUUAACUCUUUGGGCGUUAAACGCUAAAAAAGUCGACGCCAUGAUCGACCACAAAUACGUAACCCAAGUUAAAGAGAAACUCCUCGAAAACAACCAAAAGUACGAGGUUUCAAUCGAAGAUGUACAAAAAGCUAUAGACGAAGCAAAUCCCAAACCACAGGAAGAUCUUGACGGACGUAAAGGCUACCGUCUCACGUGGAAUUACUACCACAACUUGGACGACAUUUACGACUAUCUGCACUACUUGGAGGCCACUUUUCCUAAAUUAUGUACCGUCACUACAAUUGGAGACUCAGUCGAAGGGCGUCCCAUUAAGCUCCUGCGAAUUUCGAACAAAAAUCCCAACAACAAAGCUGUGUUCGUUGAAGGUGGAAUUCACGCUAGAGAGUGGAUAUCGCCAGCUGCCGUCACUUACAUCAUAAACCAAUUGAUUAGCAAUUAUGACGACGAACCAUCUUACAUUAAAAAUCUGGAUUGGUAUUUUGUACCAGUUUUGAACCCUGAUGGAUACACGUAUACGUACAAUGUGGACAGGUUGUGGAGAAAGAAUAGAGCACAAAGUAAGACAAGCGAUUGUGUAGGUGUCGAUCUUAAUAGGAACUGGGGGUACGACUGGGGUAGCAACGGGUCGUCGACUGAUCCUUGCAGCAAUUCGUACAGGGGGACAAAACCGUUUUCGGAACCUGAAACCGCAUCUGUUGCUAAAUUUUUUAUUAAUAAUCCAGACAUCCAGUGGGUUGGGUAUUUAGCAGUGCAUUCCUAUGGACAGUUUAUUGUCUAUCCUUGGGGCGAUCCGAACAGAAUUGUGGAAGAUUACGAAGACUUAAAUGAUGCAGGAAUCCAAGCAGCCGAGAGAAUCAUCCAAGGUGGAGGCGAGCCCUACACAGUUGGUCCUGUGGGAAUUGUUCUAUAUAAAGCGUCUGGAAGUUCAAUGGAUUGGGCUAAAGGAAGUGCAGCAAUUAAAUUCAGUUUUACUCUGGAAUUGAGAGACAGGGGACAAUAUGGUUUUAUUCUUCCAGCGCAAUUCAUCAAACCGUCAAGUGAAGAAGCUUUGAUUCUUGUUAGGGUUGUUGCUGAAGCUGCCGCAAAAACAUUUACAAAAAAAUAAUAAACAAUGGAAAAUA